AUGAGAAAUUUUUCCAUAAAAAUUACACACGAAUCCUAAUUUUUCGAGAUAUCAUCUAUUUUGUAAAAUUUAUUCACGACCAUUUAUAUGUCUAGAAUGUUAGAAUGUUAUAAAUAUUAAGAAAGCUGGUUCUACAUGCAAAUUUUGUAUAAAAAUAUUCUAUUAUUCCCUUAUAAAAAAUACACAAAAAGAUUCUAAUAGAUGUCCUGUGUAUUUUUGGUUCAUUAUAAAAUUUCAAUAAUUGGAAAAUUGGAAAAUUGGCUUGUGAUUCUACUGAGAGAAUUGAAAUCUGAGUACGAAAAAGGAUAUUAUGAAGACAAUAAUAACUUUUAUAGUUAAUAUAGUAGUGUUAAUUUUAGAUUCUCUUUCUGUUAAUGCUAUGAUCAAUUAAAUAACAAUUAUAAAAAUAUGGCAUACUAUUAUUUGUAGUUUUUGUGAUUCUAGUUAAUUAUUAAUAUAAAGGAAUUGCUAACCUAAAUUUGAACUUAGAUAUAACUAUAUAAAGAAUGUGAAGAUGGUAAUAAUACUUUAAAUGAUUUAUGCAAACCUUGCCAAUUUCAAAGUCUAAACGUUCUUAGAUUUAAAAUUAACCUUCUACUUUACUUUGUCCAAAUGCUUGUUUGAAUAUCACAUUUUCAGUUGA
This is a messenger RNA of Paramecium pentaurelia, 643 nucleotides long. Lineage: Eukaryota; Ciliophora; Oligohymenophorea; Peniculida; Parameciidae. The record is from the annotation of a GenBank genome assembly.